Molecule: messenger RNA, 3016 nt
Organism: Amblyraja radiata (thorny skate)
Lineage: Eukaryota; Metazoa; Chordata; Chondrichthyes; Rajiformes; Rajidae
Product: tetraspanin-7-like
Exons: 1
Coding region: 1138-2262 (374 amino acids)
Cellular component (GO): plasma membrane
Source: RefSeq, a predicted model, not a curated record
CAUGGAUAUUAUUUGUCCAGGAAAGGGAAUUUAAAAUAAAACGUAAGUUACGGUCACAGGUCGGAUACUGGAAAUAGAAACCAUCAAUAUAUCAUUAUCACCAUUCACAUGGGACAGCGUAUGUGCUAUUUGAUAUGACCAGUGGAUAAGUAAGUCACAAGAAUAUUUUAAUGUUUAGAUGCAGAUAAACCGCAUUAGGAUAAAGCACACGGAAUAGUUCACACGUGUUUAAGUAAUGGCAGGGCGAAGGAGGAGGGUUACGUUUGAAGAUCCUUGCUUUAAAUUCACACGACUGCUAUGUUUAUCUUGCUUCUGCAGCCGCCGCAUCUAUUCAGAAAACUCACAAUGCGGAACUCUCGGGGAAUGUAUUAAUCAAAGUAAUGUGCAAUCCUCUGUGGCCCGCAGUCAAUAAAGAUACAAGAACUGCUGCUGCUUACAGCGAGUCGUCAUUCAUUUCACUGUAACUGGUGUAUAUCCACCGAUAGCUGGACCCAAAAUAGAAGUGUUUAGCGACCACUUUUCAACUUGAAGUGUUCUUUGAUUUAUAUGGCGGGCUGUAAUUUUUUAAUAUGGAAGGGGGCGAUGCUGUGAAAUCUUGCCGUUUGCUUUUCCCGCAGCAGGCUAAAUGUAACAUAACAACUAUGCAGAACUACCUGUACGUUAAGGUGCAGAACCAAUGACCUGCAGAUGCUGGUUCACAAAAAAAAGACCCAAAAUGCUGGAAUAACUCAGCUGGCCAGCCAACAUUUCUGGAGAACAUGGAUAGGUGACAUUUCGGGUCGGGACCCUUCUUCAGAUCGAUUGAUAAGGUGCAAUAUGGUUUGUUUUUGAAAUUAAUAUUUCCAGUUUAUGCAAGAAAGGAAAAAUAUAGGAUAAAUACAGAUUCAUCAUAAAUUGUAGUCCUGGAGAAGUUUAAUUUCCAAAUUGAAGUCGGUUUAAUUAGCAAAUUGAUUUUGUAUGCGUGUGGUGUUCGUGAAAUCCCUGUUCAUCUCCUCUGUAUUUAUAAAUGUCAAGUGGCUUCUGGUUGACCUGAACAACCAUCGCCUUAAAUUGUGCUAUUUUCCGCGCCAUUUCCUAUCGGUCAUCCUUCAUGUUAAGAGUUUACAAUAUUAACAGCAGCCUAUAAAACAUAAAACCAUGACAAACGAAUUACCAUUUGAGGAUCUUCCAAGGAUGAACCUAUUGUCUGGAAGGCAGGACUCGCUGGAAGUGGUGAGCGACAGACAGGGGAAGAGGAUGCCCUCUCAGCGAAUACCCAGUGGGACAGCCCAAGCUUAUCCCGGGCAGCAGGUCGAUAGGAGCUCCAUAGCUGGGCUGAGGAAAUGCGAGCUCCCUGCUUACAGCGAUGCCAUUAGCGUCUGCGAGGCGGUGCAAUGUGAUGUUUCCCAGGGCCACGCUUGUCAAGAGCAAUCGGGUCGACCACGGGAGGAAUCUCUUGCCUCGGAGUCUUCUCACGCUAAUUGCAGCCACAAAGUGUUGGGCUUACAUUCUUGUACAUGGCAGCCAGCGAGGACCAGUAAAGGCACAAUGGCUUUGCUCAAACUGACCUUGAUGGCUUUUAGCUUCGUCUUCUGGACGGCCGGUCUAACCGUGUUCACCAUUGGUAUCUGGGCGAAGAUCUCACUCGGCAGCUAUUUGGAGUUGUCCACCAAUGACUACCCCAACACCCCCCACAUCCUUCUCGCCAUGGGAGCCGCCGUCAUUCUCUGGGGCUUCCUCGGAUGCUUCAGCGCUGCCACGGAACACAAAUGCCUUCUUAGGACUUACGGGGUGUUUCAGAUGGCGCUCCUCAUCGGGGGACUGUCCGCCGGCUUCUCUGCCUUGUUCUACCGUAAGGAUAUAGCCGAGGGCUUUCGCAAUGGCUUGGGUGAGACCAUCCAGGUCUACGGAGAAGACGAGGAGAAGGCCGACGCUAUCGACGACAUUCAGCGUACCCUGGACUGCUGUGGGGUGGAAAGCUACAAGGACUGGGUUCUCUCUCCCUGGUCUGAACAGCAAAUGGGGAAUGGUUCGGUCCCUUUGAGCUGCUGUACGGUGCGGAGGGGAUGCGAGAACAAUCCGGUCAUUCCAGGUGCCCAGGGCAUUUACAAGGAAGGCUGCUUCAAGAAAAUCUACAAUUUCGUGAACGACAACCUGUUUUACAUUGCCGUCGGGGCGCUAGGGUUGGCUGUGGUGCAAGUGGUUGGAAUUGUGUUGGCGUGUUUGUUGGCUUCAAGAAUCCCCAGAGCCGAGUUCCAGGAGGACAGAACUGCCCCGCUCUGAAUUUGGACACUGGACAUUCCCAAACAUCACCAGUGGGGGAAGAAAACAAAAUCCCCCAAACAAACACCAGUCUUGUAAAAAAAUACCGUAUGAUGCAACCGGAUUGUUUUGCCAAGUUUUAGAUGAUUAGCAAUUUAAAUGCGAAUCAAUCAAGAGAGAGUUUAAAUUAGAAUGCCUAAUAUUAUUCCCUUUUCAGGAAUGAAGGGAAUAUUAAAAUAUAAAAUUAACCUGUUAGGUUUUUACCGCGUUGCAUUAAGUACAAAGAGUACGACAAACUAUGUUUUUGGGCUCGCGUUAGAAAGGACAGAUAAUCCCACCUUUUGUUAAAACGAAAAGUCGGUGAGAGGCGGAAGACUUCUUCAAAGUAGACAUACCUUGAUAACCUUGAGGUCUUCAAAGUAGACAGACUUUUUGUGAAAAUAGAUUGUUUUAAAAAUGAUUUUCAAAAUGCGUAGACAUAGGUAGCUGAUCGGCACAAAGCGAAAUAUCCCGGAGAUUCAAGGGCCAUGCAAAUGAAAGGUUAAGCAUUACAGACAAUAUAUUAAACAAAACAAAAAAUAUUAGAAGGACUUUAAAAUUAUAACACCUUCCAGGGUUAAUUGUCUGAAGUAUAUUGGUUUAAAAAGCGCAAAUUGCAUUUAUAUAGCGCCUUUAAAGUCCUCAGAUGUUUCAUGGUGCAAUGGGGGAUUAGAAUGUAAAUAACCAAAUUCAUCAAAGUAACUCCGAGAGCAGAAAACGUGUUUAAGAAGGAACU